AUGGUAGGUGGUGGUUGUGUGGUAGAGAUUUGGGGUCAGAUUGAGGUUACGCCACCGGCUAGGCUGGAAUCAAAGAACAUUGCUACACUUCUCUUGGAUGAGUUGACUGAAAAUCUCAAAGCUUAUGAGCUCAAGAGGCAAACCAUGAAGAUGGAUGAAGAUAGCUCAGAUGAGGGUUCUGAUGAAGAUGAUGAUGAUGAACGAGCUCUACUGGCUAUUGGAGAAUUUGAAGAAGAACCUGAUGAAGAAGCUGAGGAACAAGAUGAUGAAGCGAUUGGACAGAUAAGACAUUCAAAUGAUGAAGCCACAUUCCACCCUGAAGCUGUAUCACAAGAAGGAACAAGUGAUGGACCAAAUCCUUCUACCCAGGGCAACCUGACAGAGGGAACUGACCAGAGAGGAAUUGAUCCUCAAACCUCGAGGGAACCUAUCCAUGAACUUGUUACUCAGCAACAAAACAAUGAAGGAGCAUCUAGAGAAAACUAUCAAGCAGAAGAAACUAAAAAAUCUAAUGAUUCUUUUCAAUCUGCGACCGAGGAGGAAGAACCAGUUUCAUCUGAAACUGAACAAGUAACUUCUGGGUUAAAAUCUUCUGUUGUUGGUUCUAUAGUUGCAAAAAAUCUUGAAACUAGGUUGGUGUUGAUUGGUUCUAUUACUGGUGUAGAGACUGUUGAAAGUAUUUAUAGCUACCCCCAAAAGAAGAAGAGUUCCGGUGAUAAAACCCCUGGAAAGGCUGAGAGUGCCAAGAAGGCUGCUGCCAAGGGGAAGAAGAAAGUUGGAGAAAUAAGUGAGGAAAUUCAGAUAGAGGUAAUGGACCUGGUCCUUCAAGAUCAGGAUGAGACAAAGGAGGUGGAAGUACCCACUCCUAGUGCUAAGAAAAGAAAGGUUUCUGAGGAUGGAAGGACAUGGUCCUUAAAUUGGAAUGACGAUUGGCUUGGGCUGAAAUUGUGGAAUUGUUUACAACUUGUGAGAUUGAAAAUGGAGGGGUCACCAGAUCGCGAAGAACACUGGCCAAAUGGCCAUCACAAUCGCGAUCAACCCUUCUCAUUCGCGAAGGCUUAG
This is a messenger RNA of Nicotiana tabacum (common tobacco), 1062 nucleotides long. The record is from RefSeq and is a predicted model, not a curated record. Lineage: Eukaryota; Viridiplantae; Streptophyta; Magnoliopsida; Solanales; Solanaceae.